CUGGAACGGUACAACCCUGAGGCCGUUGGUGCCCUCGAGGGCUACCUCACGGAGCAGUGUGAGCAGAAGUAUUGCGACUGUAAUGCGAACCGGACACUCCUCAAGCUGUGAGUCCCUGUUGUUCCUUCAUCUUUCAAGUUUUUGUCCAUGUCUUCAUUUCAACACUGGGGUUUUAUGAAGAGUUCUUGUCAACGUUUCCUAUUAGUUGAGGGCGGACGUAAUGGUAUCGACCUUGCGGCCUCCUUUGAAACGAAACUAUCCGUUCUGAGUGCAGCCCGAUUCUCCCUUAUUUUCUCGCUCUGUUGCUUUCGAGGAGACCGCUUUGUUGCUGACCUCUACGUGUGUCUCUCUCGCAUGGCAGGUACCAACUCAACCCGGACCGCAUCAAGGAUGAAGUCGUUACCAACGUCCUUGUGAAAGCCAUGACGCAGUUCCCCUCCGCCCAGUUCGCCCUUGCACUCCACCUCAUUAACCCCUCGGCGGCCGCGCAGGGCGAGCUUGCCGAGGCUGUCGCCAAGCUCCGCACCCUGAACUCCCAGCUGGAAGGCGCCCAGUACGCCCGCUUCUGGAACGCCGUGGACGGCGACGACCUCGUGGCCGACCUCAUCGCCGAUAUUGCCGGCUUCGAGGACAUGAUCCGGCAGCGAAUUGCCGUCCUCGUCUCCCAGGCCUUCCGCGAGGUUAGCCUCACGCAACUCGAGUCUUGGCUCGGCCUCAGCACCGAUGCCACAACCCAGUUCGUCACCGAGGUGGCGGGCUGGAAGGUCGGCGAGUCGGGCACCGUGUCGAUCCCUAGCAACCCUGACAAUGAGGCGAAGAAGACCGAAAUCAGGGAGGACGUCAAUGUGGAAAUGUUCUCAAGGGUUAUCCGGAGAUCAUGGGAGGAAGUUGCCUGAAGUGGAAACUCGAAAUGAUAUGUAGGUUUCCGGCAAGGGAUAUGGACAUCAUGACGGCAAAUUAACGGCGUUAUUUUUUACUUAGCUUUUUCACUGAGCUAUUUGGAAUCUGGGUUGGGGCCGGGGGCCCGGGGCCGGGGGCCCGGGGCCGGAGGGUUAAGAUGGGGAUUAUAGACGCCCAGGCACGAGGAAUGCGAAAAGUCUUGCAUGAUAUUCUGCUCUGGAUUGUGACUUGCUUUUCCGGUGCAAAUUUUUGAUCUUCAAGGGGAUAUGAACAGCCAUUUUGAUGCGCAAAGAAGAAAAAAAGCCUCCCAGAUAUCAGUUUGUCGCCAGCUCCUCCCACUGCACUCCGCACCAUUCCUCAAGAUAACC
This is a messenger RNA of Sodiomyces alkalinus F11, 1268 nucleotides long. RefSeq names its product winged helix DNA-binding domain-containing protein. The record is from RefSeq and is a predicted model, not a curated record. Bases 423 to 896 code for a protein of 157 amino acids. Gene Ontology annotation, molecular function: translation initiation factor activity; ribosome binding. NCBI's taxonomy places the organism in Eukaryota, Fungi, Ascomycota, Sordariomycetes, Glomerellales, Plectosphaerellaceae. The transcript has a single exon. Gene Ontology annotation, biological process: regulation of translational initiation. Gene Ontology annotation, cellular component: cytoplasm; eukaryotic translation initiation factor 3 complex.